Molecule: messenger RNA, 3431 nt
Organism: Phyllostomus hastatus (greater spear-nosed bat)
Lineage: Eukaryota; Metazoa; Chordata; Mammalia; Chiroptera; Phyllostomidae
Gene: GPAT4
Product: glycerol-3-phosphate acyltransferase 4
Exons: 14
Coding region: 1164-2534 (456 amino acids)
Biological process (GO): triglyceride biosynthetic process
Cellular component (GO): endoplasmic reticulum
Molecular function (GO): glycerol-3-phosphate O-acyltransferase activity
Source: RefSeq, a predicted model, not a curated record
ACAAAGGGCGGGCACGCGCACGUCCUUACGCACGCCUGGGCAGGCAGCGGCAGGCCCCGGCAGGAGGGACCGGCGCAGCAGGGAUUUGGAGUCUCGGAUCCUCGAGGUUGCCCUCAAGGUCCAGAGAGGCUCAGUGACUUGGCCAGCUCUACAGGGAUUAAGAAGAUGCACUGAGGCUGGGGAGACAUCUCCCAACUCCACGCUCCCUUUUUUCACUGUACCAUACUGCUUGCCUUUAGGUCGUCUUCAGGAAAGAGAGAUGUGUGGAAGGUCUGUGACUGAAAGUUCUCACAGUGAAGGAUUGGACGGCUUUGGCAGCAUGUAAGCAACUUAUUGCCAAGAACUCGGGUCACCGCUGAGAAAGGGGACCUUAGGGAGAAGAAUAUCCAGAGGAGACCAAUGCCAGGAGCGUCUGGAAUUUCACUCACCGCAGGCAGUAUGAGACAUUCUGUGCCAGCAUCUGUGUCCUACUGGCAAAGACUGUAGCUCUCCAGGUAGGAGGGCCCUGGAAGCAGCGUGCACCAGGAAGCCUCUCUAGAGGAAGAAUGGGGCCAGAUAUGAACUCUCUACAAUGAACACAAUUUUCAGCUUAUGAAGGAAUUUUAAGUAAAACAAUUAUUUAAUUUCCACAUAUUCAAGUUCAGUAGCCUUCUGUGUGAAGUGCCAGCAGUCACACACACCCCCUCCCCCAACCACAGGAGUUAAUCAGGAUUUUUCUGGCAUCAAGUUGAACUCUUCUUGGUACUUCUGGCAAUGACGAAUCUUCAAGACAGAUUUAUCUGCUGAAUGCUCUUGGGCAGGAAAAUAAAGUAAAACUUCUGGAAGCCGUAGAAAGGUGGCAGAGCACAGAUCCCUCCUCACUGCUCAGUCACAGAAAGGCAGCCUGGACUCGAAUGCUCAUAAGUGAAGAUUGGUCCUGCCUUGCUCACCUCCAGAGCCCAUCUGUUCCAGGAGAUCCAGUGUUUUCGGGCUGCCUGCUGUGUGUGGCUCUUUUUGUUACCAUUCUCCUCCCAAGCCGUUGAAUGGUGUGAACUUUGGAAUGGAGUCUGCUCGCUGCUGGGGACUCGCUUCCUUCCCCAGGCUGCUGCUGUCUUGAGAGGGCCGUCUGAAGGCUGCGCUUUGUUCUUGGGGAGGAGGCGUCAGCCUGGCCUGGAUCCUCCACCAUGUUCCUGCUGCUGCCUUUUGAUAGCCUGAUUGUCAACCUCCUGGGCAUCUCCCUGACUGUCCUCUUCACCCUCCUCCUUGUUUUCAUCAUAGUCCCCGCUAUUUUUGGAGUCUCCUUUGGUAUUCGAAAGCUCUACAUGAAAACUUUGUUAAAAAUUUUUGCGUGGGCGACCUUGAGAAUGGAGAGAGGAGCCAAAGAGAAGAACCACCAACUCUACAAGCCCUAUACCAAUGGAAUUAUUGCAAAAGAUCCCACUUCACUAGAAGAAGAGAUCAAAGAAAUUCGUCGAAGUGGCAGCAGUAAGGCUCUAGAUAAUACUCCAGAGUUUGAGCUCUCUGACAUUUUCUACUUUUGCCGGAAAGGAAUGGAAACCAUUAUGGAUGAUGAGGUGACAAAGAGAUUCUCAGCAGAGGAGCUGGAGUCCUGGAACCUGCUGAGCAGGACCAAUUACAACUUCCAGUACAUCAGCCUCCGGCUCACUGUCUUAUGGGGCUUAGGCGUGCUGAUUCGGUACUGCUUCCUGCUGCCUCUCAGGAUAGCCCUCGCUUUCACAGGGAUUAGCCUUCUGGUGGUGGGCACAACCAUGGUGGGAUACUUGCCCAACGGGAGGUUUAAGGAGUUCAUGAGUAAACAUGUUCACUUAAUGUGUUACCGGAUCUGCGUGCGCGCCCUGACAGCCAUCAUUACCUACCACGACAGGAAAAACAGACCUAGAAACGGUGGCAUCUGUGUGGCCAAUCAUACCUCUCCCAUCGACGUCAUCAUUUUGGCCAGUGAUGGCUAUUAUGCCAUGGUGGGUCAAGCGCACGGGGGACUCAUGGGUGUGAUUCAGAGAGCCGUGGUGAAGGCCUGCCCUCACAUCUGGUUUGAGCGCUCUGAGGUGAAAGAUCGCCACCUGGUGGCUAAAAGACUGAGUGAGCACGUGCGGGAUAAAAGCAAGCUGCCUAUCCUCAUCUUCCCAGAGGGAACCUGCAUCAAUAAUACAUCAGUGAUGAUGUUCAAAAAGGGAAGUUUUGAAAUUGGAGCCACGGUUUACCCAGUUGCUAUCAAGUACGACCCUCAGUUCGGUGAUGCCUUCUUUAACAGCAGCAAAUAUGGAAUGGUGACGUACCUGCUGCGAAUGAUGACCAGCUGGGCCAUUGUCUGCAGUGUCUGGUACCUGCCCCCCAUGACCAGAGAGACAGAUGAAGAUGCCGUCCAGUUUGCGAAUAGGGUGAAAUCCGCCAUUGCCAGACAGGGAGGACUCGUGGACCUGCUGUGGGACGGUGGCCUGAAGAGGGAGAAGGUGAAGGAUGCGUUCAAGGAGGAGCAGCAGAAGCUGUACAGCAAGAUGAUCGUUGGGAACCAUGAGGACAGGAGCCGGUCCUGAGCCGGUCCUGAGCCCGUGCCUCACGCUGCUGGCUGCUGGAGCCGACGUACCCGAAUCCUGCCGCGGGGCCAGCCGGAGUCCUCGCCGCCGCUCCCCACUGCUGCACUCUUUCCAGACUCCGGCCUGCAGGCUGCUCUGGGUCCCAGGACGCCAGCUUCUUCAGAGCUGCCCGGAUCCCUGGGCUUGCUGUUGGAAGUGGGCACUUCGGGGUGUCGCCACCCUGGACGAGAUGACUUCUCGUUUCUUUUACAAUGAGUCCGUUGGAGGAAUGCCAUUAAAGUCAGCUCUCCACCUGUGCACACACGGGGCUGCGUGGUUGGGAACAAUCAAUCACGGUCCAUACUCCGGCCAACAAGAUGUUUGUUAGUCUGUUACAGAUGCCCAUGUGCCAGGGACUUGGCUGGGGGUGGGCCGCCUGCUCGCGAGGAGAAGCAGUGUGGCCCGCCGGCCUGAGCAUCGCCGCGGCUUUGGAGCUCUGCAGGCUCGCUACAGAGAAACUUGUCUGCAGGGGCUUUCGGCCAAGGGAAGUUCUGACACCUCACCAAAGGGGAGGGCAGGAGGCAGGACGGACCUGUGACUAGUGUGUGGUGGGCACCAGGAGUCAUUUCCUGUGCCAGCUCCAGUGGUCACCUCAGACUCCCAUGUGACUUGCUCUUCAUUAACAUGUGCCUCAGCUUCCCCAUCUGUGACCUGGAUCAGGAGGGGAAGGUGGCGAUACCUACCUCACAGGGUUGUUGUGGGGAUCGAAGCGCUACCCUCGUGGAGGACAGCGGAGCUCGGCGUUCCCAGUGUAGCCCUAGGCAGGACGGGGUCCGGGCUCCGCGAGGCUGCCAGGGCGCGCUGCCGCCGGGCCGGAGUGGCUUUGUGAGUAAUAAAGUUGUCUUUGAUGGUGAACGA